GCGACACAGACAACUGUUGUCACCACCACAACGACUACCACCACCUCUUUUCCGCCCCUGGUCUUCAAUUCACCUCGAAGUCUCAGCGAGCGUGACCCGAAACAAUACCCUCUCGCCGCUUCUCCCACACCAGCUUCGAUUCGACAGCUUAGCUUCAACCUUGGGGGUCGACCUGCUUUUUUGAAGGAGUCCGAGAACUUCAAGCAUGCACUGGAAGAGUAUAAACAAUCCCAAGAAUCCCUUCAAGCGUCCAACGGAGCCAUUCACUCGUACCCUGCAUCGGAAACCAUGGUUGAGAACCCGUUCAACCCGUCGAAACCUGUUCCAUCCAACACCGAUCGGAAACGGCCAGCCCGGUCUCCACUUCCCGAAAUGUCGAACAAUCGUUCUACUUCACCACUUGUCGAAGUAUCCAACAAGCGUUCGAAUUCACGACCCGCAAAUAUCCUCACACAAGCUGCGGAGAAACUCGCUAUGCAGCGACCGACGAAAAAGGCUCGAAUGAUGUCUGACGAAGUUUCUCAACGUCGCUCCCCGCGCCUACAGGAGAACAUCGGUGAACACGUUGUCGAGACACCAGUCCGGUCGUCUUCUAGCCGAAGAUUGUCGGGUUUGCACCAUGGACACAAGGUCCAAGUCGAUGGUGCGUCAGCGAGCGAUCAAGACCGGGCCUGGAGGCUGAAGGGCAAAAUGGCUCGAGCAAGAGGGACUGCAUCUAAAGUCCCAGCUCCCCUGGGCACUCCCGAGUCCGGUAUCUUGCGACUACGGCCUCGGCCGACAGAAAGCGAUCUUGAGCCAUAUGUCGAGGGCGAACAACGCACUAACCGCCUUCCUCCUCCUCCUCGACCUACACCUUUAAACACGUUGGCCGCACAAGACGCCAGUCUGCCUAGCCCAAGUCUAUCACCCAUCACGGCUGCUGCCCAGUUGCAUCCGCCAGCUGAAAAUUCGAACGAUAUGGACUCCACCCUCGAUGGACGGUUUGAUCUGGACACACGAAGUCGGCAGGAGUCUCAGGAGUCCGAGGCACUGCGAUCGAUCCAGAUGCUGAGAAGUUCUCUCAAACCGACAGGCAUUGGCAUUCCAUCCACAGCCGCGGAUUUCAGUCCUAAUCCCCAACUUCCGACUCCCACCCUCAUGGACGUUCCAAAUAUGGUUGACACUUUCGAUGCCAUGCCCACGGAUUUGCAAACAUAUGUGAUGUUCCAACUGCUCCGCCGGUGCUCGAAGAAAACCCUGCACUUUGUUGCCGAGACGGUGAAUCCUGCGCUGAAAAUCGAUUUCCUUGGUCUGCUCCCUCUCGAACUCAGUCUGAACAUCUGUCGCUUCCUCGACACUAAGAGUAUGUGCCGUGCGGCACAAGUGUCCAAGAAAUGGCGGCAGAUCGUGGAUACGGAUGAAAGGGCAUGGAAGGAUUUGCUCGACAAGGAUGGCUACCUUAUGCCGGAAGGCGAAAUCGAUCGAGCGAUCAAAGAAGGCUGGGCUUGGCAGCAUCCCACUCCCACCGAUGAUUACGAGCGGGACCUCAGCUGGUAUGUCAAACCGAAGCUGGAGAUUGCCGAUUCGCCUGGAUCAUUGGCUUCAUAUGGAAUAGCCGAUGCGGGAGAGGGGAAAGUGACGUCAUCAGGAAAGAAGAGGAGAGCGGUAACAUCAGGCGUAAGGAGCAGCAAGAGGUUGAAGAAGAAAGAAAAGGCAUCUUCAAUUACUCACGAAACCGUUUCUAUGCAGGCUCUGGAGCGAUUUCAAGGACCAAAUACCUACGCAAACGCGGCUGCCGUCGCCAUUCCAGACCCGAAGAUUGGACUUCCUAAUCUGCGGAACCUUCAUCUCUUCAAGUCGAUCUACCGCCGCCAUCAUCUGAUUCGACGCAGCUGGAUGGACGGGGAAUCGAAACCAUAUCAUCUUGCGUUCCAGGCUCACCACCGUCAUGUAGUGACUUGCCUCCAAUUCGACACGGACAAAAUCUUGACCGGCAGCGACGACACGAAUAUCCACGUCUACGACACGAAGACGGGGGCGAGGAUCGGGACACUUGCCGGUCAUGAAGGCGGCGUAUGGGCUCUUCAGUAUGAAGGAAAUACUCUUGUGUCCGGUUCCACCGACCGAUCAGUCCGAGUCUGGGACAUCAAUCGCGGCAAGUGUCUGCAGAUUUUCCAAGGCCAUACAUCCACCGUCCGGUGUCUGGUCAUUCUGAAGCCGACGCAAGUCGGAGAAAAUGCGGAUGGCAGCCCGAUCAUGCUGCCGAAGGAGCCAUUGAUCAUCACCGGAUCCCGCGACUCGACGCUUCGGGUUUGGAAACUCCCUCAACCCGGCGAACGAUCCAUCUUCCAGUCCGGCCCCACCGUCAACGAGUACGACAACCCGUAUUUCGUUCGUGUUCUCGCUGGCCACAACCACUCCGUCCGCGCCAUCGCUGCGCACGCCGACACCCUCGUAUCCGGCAGCUACGACACCACGGUCCGGGUUUGGCGGAUCUCCACCGGUGAGACCAUCCACCAUCUGCGGGGGCACACAUCGAAAGUAUACAGCGUCGUCCUUGACCACGAACGCAACCGCUGCAUCAGUGGGUCGAUGGACAACAUGGUCAAGGUCUGGUCGAUCGAGACGGGGCAAUGCCUCUUCAACCUCGAAGGGCAUUCCUCGCUCGUCGGGCUCCUCGACCUCUCGCACGGUCGCCUCGUCAGCGCGGCGGCCGACUCGACAUUGCGGAUCUGGGAUCCAGAGAACGGGCAAUGCAAGAGCACGCUCUCCGCGCAUACCGGGGCGAUCACCUGCUUCCAACAUGACGGGCAGAAAGUGGUGAGCGGCAGCGACCGCACGCUCAAGAUGUGGGACAUCAAGACGGGGGAGUGUGUCAAGGACCUGCUGACGGAUUUGAGCGGGGUGUGGCAGGUGAAGUUCAACGAGCGGAGAUGUGUGGCGGCGGUGCAGAGGAAUCGGUUUACGUAUAUCGAGGUGAGUGUUCUGGACUUCGGUGCCGCUCGUGAUGGGAUAUCGGAGGACCAGCUCGGCGUGCGGACUCUGGUCGAUGCGAAUGGGGAUCCCAUGUCCGAGUCGCCGGAGUCCGAU
Molecule: messenger RNA, 3069 nt
Organism: Eremomyces bilateralis CBS 781.70
Lineage: Eukaryota; Fungi; Ascomycota; Dothideomycetes; Eremomycetales; Eremomycetaceae
Product: WD40 repeat-like protein
Exons: 4
Biological process (GO): ubiquitin recycling; proteasome-mediated ubiquitin-dependent protein catabolic process
Cellular component (GO): cytoplasm; nucleus
Molecular function (GO): ubiquitin binding
Source: RefSeq, a predicted model, not a curated record